GUUCCAUCUCUGACGACAUUCUCAACGACACCGAACCAAACGAAAGAAUGUAUAUCAAGAAGCCCAGCGUUCCUAUAUUGCACGCCUAUCUGGCUUGCCCACUCACGGCAGCGCAGCUCGACCGCGUUCAUACCGAGUUCGAAUUCGGUUCCUUUGCCCGAUUCGCUCCCACGCACCAUCUUCAUAUCCACAACGAGCCUCGGUAUCACGGAUUGUGCCACGCCGAUAUCCGUAGGGACUUGGACGAACAGGGCAUCACGGAUAAUGUUCUCAUUCUGGAUGAAAAGGUCGAAACCGAGGGCGCUGCCUGGAUCGUCGAGAGGCUCGUCUCGCAGGACGAUGUCGACAAUGGACAGGCCGUCAGCAUCCGAGACGUUUGGGAGAUCUUGACCCGGAUCGAUCAGGUUUCGAUCGUCGAAGUCAACUAUCAUAUCGCCAACAUGUCCAUUCAGGAGGAUCUGGGCAACUGUGGGUUGAAAUGGCCUUACGACCCGCGGGCCCACCCGCAGACGGGAAUUCACUCCAGCGGGAUCGAUAUGCAAAAAUUCCAACAUCAACAAAUUGCUUAUAUAGUAGCGGAACCGGGAGAUGUUGAAGAAGCCCCUUCUUCCCCUUCUCCAGGGGGAAGCUCAAGGUUCAUGAGACUUGGAGGUGGACAGCCCCCUGCCAAGCUACACCGACUGAAACCGGAGUUGGCGACUCGACAUGGACUGUUGCCCGAUUGGCGACCUGCUUUUACGGCAGAUGCUCAGUAUCCGGAUGGAAGCAUCGGUCUCUCGCAGCCCUGGAACCCGGAUCAUGAUUUCCCUGAAUACGAGAGGCUGAAAGAAUCGCUAUAGAGCCCGCAACUUCGGCAGCGAUUACAUCUCACGCAUGACCUGCGUCAGGACAGCCUUGACCUCGGCAAGCUCGGAGCUCGCUUCUACGCCGCUCUUACCAUUGGCCGUCCGCCAAUUCGAAACAGCAAUUCUGACGGCACCCACCCUGUCCCAACUCGUGAUCGUGACAAAAAUUCUCCUCGUCUCAUUGAUCGCCUUGACCAAUCGAGCCGCUGAACCAGGGUCAGAAGGAGGAUACCGCGAUCCUUCUUUGCCACGGAAGAGGACAAUAUUGAGCGGUACAGUCCUUUCGCCUGGCGAUGUGGUGCCGUUUACGAGCUCGUACCAUUCUCCCCCUGCCUGCGCGUCUUGUAACCACUUGGCUAUGCAGUUGGCGAAGUCACAAU
Molecule: messenger RNA, 1225 nt
Organism: Filobasidium floriforme
Lineage: Eukaryota; Fungi; Basidiomycota; Tremellomycetes; Filobasidiales; Filobasidiaceae
Exons: 1
Coding region: 48-839 (263 amino acids)
Source: RefSeq, a predicted model, not a curated record